UAUGUAUAUAUGUAUACCUAAGUUACGCCGUUCACUUUUUUUGCUUAUAUACAUUUAUGUUAAUUAUUGUAUACAAAUCACAUGAGAAACACGUAUGCGUUCCAAUGUGUAUCUAAAAUAGAGAUUACACAUAACACAGGGAUUGUAAAUGAGGUGACAUCGCCAUUUAGAUAAGUAGUGCGAAUAAUGAGUUUUCAUACUUGUAGGCUUUAGGUUACGUGGAUAUCAAAAAACUUCACCUCGCUUCGUUACAUGAGAAAUGAGAAACCUACUAUGUGUGGUUCGUAUAAAAUGGAAUGUAAACGUAAAAAGGGAACAAUCCUAAGGCUAAAUCAUGUUUUUUCCUAUUGGAUGGCCACGGGUUCUAAAUACUACAGAACCAGAAAAAAUAACUGCGGUUGUUUGCAAUAGGGAUAAAAUACUUUUUGCUGUCUUAACGACGGAUACUCUUACCAUCUGGUAUUGUAAGCCAUGUGUGCCCAUUGUGUUUAUCAGACGAACUACAGAUUCUUUAAAGAAACACGGUGACAAUAUUUUGGUACAAUGGAGGCCAGACUCCAGUAUGGUGGUUAUUGCGACAUCAGACAGUUAUCUUUUAUUUUAUCGUUUGCAAGAUACCAGUCCAGAGGGAAGGGGUCUCUACGAACAAAGAGACUCUCCAGUUACAAGCUUAAAAAGGGAUAGUGCUGAACUUUUUAUUAAAGAAGUUAUCCCUUCCUUAGUUUUGACAUUUGAAAAAUCAGCUUGGAUUGAUGGUGGAAUCAGUUCUUUAGUUUGCAUACGUGAUGAGCUUAUGGUAGCUACAAAAACAAGUCAUGUAAUACGUCAUAAGUGGGAUGGUACAGUAAAUCGAGAUUAUUCUCUUGACCUAAGAAGAAUACCAUUUAGUGUAGAUCAACAAAUAUCUACUAUAGCUAUACCACUUACUGAGAAGAAUGUGUUUGUCACCGAUAUUGAAUAUUCUCCUUUAGUUGGUGGAUUUGCAAUUGUAUUAAACACUGGCAAAGCAGCAUUUCUCACAGCACAGUCAUUGAAAUUUGAUCCUAAUCAAGUACAAGGAAUUUGGGCUAGGGAUGUUGAUGACGCUACCUGUGCAGCUGUAAAUCAUAAAUAUCGUCUUAUUGCAAUUGGAAGGCAAAAUUCUGAAGGUAUAGUGUACUAUGUUGACGAAACCACAGGAAGUUUAGAAAUGUCACAUACAUUAAGUUUAUCCUCGAAAGAUUAUCCAGGAAGACCAGGCCGUGUAAGAUGUUUAAGGUGGACUCCUGAUAGUUGUGCCAUUGCACUAGCCUGGGAAGGUGGUGGCCUAGCAAUAUGGAGUACAUUUGGAGCUCUGCUACUUUGUAGUUUAAAAUGGGAUUAUGGUUUAAGAGUAGAUUUAACACAUGAUAAUCCUUUACAUAUCCACACAAUGGAAUGGUCUGCCGAAGGCUAUCAGCUUUGGAUGUUAAGAGAGUCUCCAACUCCUUCUUUGAUUGAAGAAAAUGGAAUUGAGGAAGCUAAUUUAAAAUGUUCUUUAAUACAGUUAGAUUUUGUAAAAAGUCCUCUAACUAUUAAUCCUUGUAUGGGUCAUCAUGGACAUUUGUAUUUACAAGGCGAAGAUAGAUUAUAUUUAAAUCUUGGUGGUGGAGUUUCCACAAAUAUUUCAACUUUUCAUAUCGGUAGUGAAAUUCCUAAUGAUUCCAUAACACAGACACUUGCAGGUUGUAAGCAAUGGCUAGUUGUUCCUAUUCCUAUUGCAUACAGUGGUGCCAAUUGGCCAAUAAGGUAUACUGCUAUUGAUAAUGAAGGUAUGAGUAUAGCUGUAGCUGGACGCACAGGGCUAGCUCAUUAUUCUUUACCUUCACGUAAAUGGAAACUUUUUGGUAAUGAAACACAAGAGCGAGAUUUUAUUGUAACCGGAGGGUUAUUAUGGCAUCGAGGUUUCUUGAUAGCCAGUAGUUAUUCAAUAUUAGAUGAUAAAGACGAAGUUAGAAUAUAUCCACGUGAUACACGUUUGGAUAAUAAUUACGUUAGAACUGUUAGAAUGCCAUCACAGGUAUUACUGCUCAAUACAUUAAAAGACAGGCUCUUAACGUUUUGUGCUAAUGCACAAAUUAGCAUUUAUGACAUGGUAAUAGAAAGCAAUAGUGAUGCAGGAAGUAUAGAAUUAACGAGAUUGCAAACUGUAGAUAUCAGUGGACUUUGUGUUCAUCCUGCUUGUGUUGUAAGUGCCACUUUAACUACUAUACGUGCUGAAACUGCUGGGAGUCAUCCACAUCCUGAAAGUCUUCUGUUGAACGUAUCUGGGCGUCUUCUUAUGGUUCAACGGGAACACUGUACUGAUACUCCAGAAGUUCUAUUUACGUGUAGUGCUCCAACAGUAUUAGCUUCUUAUGUAGAAAAUGUUUGGGUACCAUGGAGAUCAAGAAGAGAUAAACCUCAUUUAACAGAAGCUCUAUGGUUAUUUUGCGGUGCUCAUGGCAUGCGUGUUUGGCUUCCAUUAUUCCCAAGAAAUCAUCAAGAAAAAACGCAUACUUUUAUGAGCAAGAGAAUAAUGUUACCUUUCCAUUUACGUAUUUAUCCAUUGGCUAUAUUAUUUGAGGAUGCCAUUUUAUUGGGUGCAGAAAAUGACACAGUACUUUUUACUUCGGAUACUAACUCCCCAUUUUCGUUGCCAUUCAGCCUAUUAGAACUUACAAGUCAAGUCUAUCUCCAUCAAAUAUUGCGACAACUUAUUCAUCGCAAUUUAGGAUAUCAUGCUUGGGAAAUUGCUCGUUCGUGCUCUGGACUGCCAUACUUUCCACAUUCAUUAGAGCUUUUACUUCAUGAGGUACUGGAAGAAGAAGCAACUAGUAAAGAACCAAUCCCAGAUGCUCAACUGCCUUCUGUGGUGGAAUUCAUCCGUGAAUUUCCAGGAGUAUGGGCUAGAGCAGUUGUACAAUGCGCUAGAAAGACUGAAAUAGCACUAUGGCCUUAUUUAUUUUCUGUUGCUGGGCCACCUAAGAAAUUAUUGCAAGAUUGUUUACAACGUCAACAGCUUGAUACUGCUGCUAGUUAUUUAAUAAUUUUACAAAACCUAGAACCUUCAACCGUUAGUCGGCAACAUGCUACCUUAUUAUUGGACGCUGCUCUGGAACAAGGAAGAUGGGAGCUGUCAAAAGAUCUUGUUCGCUUCCUUAGAGCGAUUGAUCCGAACGACGUGGAAUCACCAAGAACAUCUUGGGGCGGAACAUCAAAAUUAGGCGGACCUCCUCAAACUCCGCCACUUUCACCUCAUGAAGAUGACUUAUCUUUAGUAUUAGGAACUAUGCAAGUUUCAAGAAGUCGAAGUUACAGUACUACUGUAACGCCUAAAGUACAAUCUGAUUCAGUAGCCAAAGAUAUAGCUCCUUCUUCAAUGCUUGAAAAGACUAGAAACGUCGUUAUGAGACGCAAAAAGUCUGUACCUACAAGCACUCCUAAAACUGAAAAGGCUGAUAGCAAAGAAGGUUCAGCCGAAGAAUUUUUCAUUGACGUAAUCCUACAACGUCAUGCCCGUCGAUUACUUUCAGCAAAGCGGCUCGCAGAUUUAGGCAGAUUUGCUGCACGAUUAGAUUUUCAUUUAGUUACGUGGUUUGCCAGAGAACGCGAUAGAGCAGCGAAAAUAGAUGAUUACGUUGUAACGUUAAAAGCAGUGCAUGAAGAUUUUUCAUUUGCUUAUCCCGUGCUAUCUCUUCCAACUUUACAAAAGUUUCGAAGAUCUAGCCUUACCUCUCUACGUUCUAUAAGAUCGGUCAGUUUAGAAAGUCCAGAAGAUGAACAACCGUUAAAUUCCAGUUUUGUUGUUGAUUUGCCUGAUAGUGGUUAUACUAGUCUACCAAGUGGAAGACCACCUUACACUACAUUAAUAUCUCCUGUUGCAAGUUUAGAAACACAAUUUCCUGCUACUGAAACUAAGUUAACAGCUAACAUGUUACAUGAUGCUAAUAGCGUUCUUAGUGAUAGCAGUACUAUUUGGAGAGAUGAUACCGAAUCAAUUGUUGGAACUGGAGUGGGAACAGUAUGUUGGGUUUCAGCAGAUCCGGUAGAACACACGGAAGUUCAUAACGCUUCACUUUGUGCACCGAUAAGUCGUGCAGAAGUACAACUUAGAUAUCUUUUACAAUUAUUUUUGGAAGGUGGUUGCCUAGGAUGGGCUGCAGUAUUAGCAACUGUUUUACGUGAUGCACCUGCUAUGGCUAGAACUAUCAGAGCAGCACAUGCUCCUAUGCAAACAUUUGAUUCUGUAAUUAAUUUAAGAGACGGUCUUUUUACAUUAACGAAGUGGUCUCAUUCUGAAUGUUUAGGAUAUAAACCUUUCAUGUCAGGUAUCCAAGGUCAGAUUUCUUUGCUAAACAGACUAAUUGUAACAAAACAACAGCAAGAACAAGAGCAAAUACCAGAGAGUCCUUCUCCUAGUCCAGCUCCCUCAGCAGGUAGUAAUCAACGAGGAACUUUAUCUCGAUCUCGCCAUUCAUCUAUUAGUCAUACUUCAGCAACUGCUCCGUUAGAUGAAGACCGAUCACAUGAAUUAUCGCUAAAAGUGGAAGAUGUAAGUUUUCGAGGUAGUUAUAGUAAUCUCAAUAAUAUGGAAAAUGCUACUUCACAAUCUACAUGUGUGAUCUCCUAAAGUAAAAGGUGUCUUCUUUAAAACUCAAAUGUAUUGUGUUAUACAUAUAUUCUAGCAUUGGUAAGUAGAUACAAAGAUUUUCCAGAAUUUUUCAGCUUUCUAUGGAAUGUGGUUAGAUAUGAUAAGAAUUUGAAGUAAGAAUUUGUCAGAUUACUUUUUUGUACUAAGAUUUUUCUUAAAAUAAUGUACAAUAUAAAUACAAUGAGCAUUAAACCCCAAAAUUUAACCAGUAAAUUAUACGUGCAUUAUACAAAAAAAGGACUUUAACAACUUACGUCGUAAUUAAUUAACUAUUGUAUGAUAAUUAUGUAUACAAUAUCUUCGAAAAUUUUAAUAUGUAAGAAAAGAUAUUACAGAAUUAAUAUUUGUCAUUUUGUAAACAUUUUUAUGUCUGUAAAUAUGUUACUAAUAUCAUAGAAAAAGUAUUGCUGAAAUAUUUUUAGGGCUAUUCUAGUAACAUUUAAUAAGAAACAAUAGAGUUCGGAGAUACAGCAAAAUAUGACUGAUACUAUUUCUUCCUUUCUUCGUAGACAAUAUACAGAAAUAAUAAAUAUUUAUAUGAAUGUAAUUGAUGUUAGUAGAUUGUAGAUUUAGAUAUGAGACAAACGAAAAUAAUGGACUCUAAUAUUUUAUACAUUGGAACAUUACACUGACUGAAUUGUGACUAUAUUGUGAAAAAAUAAUUUGCACUAAUUCAAUCUAUUUCAAUAUAAGUUACCAAUAUAAGUUACAUACUUUAGACAAGUUAUAAAAUCUAAUACUGACAAAAUAUAAUUUUAUUUGAACGAUAGUUGAUAAAAUAACAUGGCCGUCCUAUGAUCUAAAUUUCUUUCAUACAGGUAGAAAAUUGAAUUUUGUGUGAUGAAAUUAACUAUGUAACUAUUUAAAUUUAAUGUCAAUAACUGCAUGAUUGAUAUUGCUACAGACACUGGAUUUUUUAUUAAGAGCUAAUAUGCUGGAUGAUAGAAGAUAAAAUGAUUAUUAUUUAAAGAGUUGUAAUUGUAUAACAUAAACUUUUUAAUUUAUAGUAAUAGUUAAUGAGAAAUAUUUCUGUUUAAAAAAUUAUACGUUAUGUAAUUUUAUUGAUUACUAGUAAUAUGUUAAAAUUAUUUGUAUGCUUAAAGGGAACACUAAUACUCGUAAAAUGGAUUUUAUAAAAAUAAAAUAGACGCAUUUAUGUUGUAUAAACAAUUUUUGAAAUUAUAAUUUGUAAUAUUUUAUUUGGAAAUAGAAGUUUUAAUAGUGUAGAUUAAAACUAUAAAAAUAAUAUCAUUAAAAACUAUAAUUGAAUGUUUUGACUAAAAAGUGAAAGCAAACUAAUAUGCAAGAUUACUUUAUGUUUUACUUAUGAAAAGAAGAGACUCAAUGUUUUAUUUAUAUUACAUAUGGCUAGUAUUUACUAAAAUUAUUAAUUUUUUAAUCUUAUUCAUAUUUGCUAAGUUUUAUUUUUAAUUCUGGAAAAUAUUAAUUUUAUGUAUUAGUUUCGAAAUUCUAAGCAUCGAGGAAAAUAGGUUACUAUACACAGUCAAAAACAAUAAUCAAAAUUAUUUAUAAGUAUUUAUGACAGAAUGUAAAUUUAAUUAAUAUGGGGAAAUGGUCAAUUGAUAAAUAAAACUUAUAUUUAAACUCGAAUACGAUAACUCCAUUGUUUCACAGUUUCUACAUGUAAUGCAAAUAUAUUUAAUACGGUUUUUUUUAUAUACAGAAGCAAAUACUUUUUUAAUUAGACAGCAAUUAGAAGCAAUUCUCUUUUAAUUAGAUACUAGUCACUAUUAAAUCUCAAUUUCUAUGGAUUUAGCAAUGAACAUUCGAUUUUACCUUAUAUUAAAAAAUUAUCUUACAUAAUUUAUAGAAAGAAAAACUGUGAAACAUUAAUACAUAGUAAGUUAUUUAUAUAUAUAUAUAAUAUAUAAAUAAACAAAUAUAUAUAUACAUAUUGUAACAUAGAUAUUCAGAAAUAUAUAUUUUCCCAUAA
This is a messenger RNA of Bombus pascuorum, 6605 nucleotides long. RefSeq names its product guanine nucleotide exchange factor subunit Rich (gene Rich). The record is from RefSeq and is a predicted model, not a curated record. Gene Ontology annotation, biological process: intracellular protein transport; retrograde transport, endosome to Golgi. The coding region runs from base 335 to 4630 and encodes 1431 amino acids. The transcript is spliced from 17 exons. Gene Ontology annotation, molecular function: protein binding. Lineage: Eukaryota; Metazoa; Arthropoda; Insecta; Hymenoptera; Apidae. Gene Ontology annotation, cellular component: cytosol; Golgi membrane; Ric1-Rgp1 guanyl-nucleotide exchange factor complex.